Molecule: messenger RNA, 1057 nt
Organism: Geodia barretti
Lineage: Eukaryota; Metazoa; Porifera; Demospongiae; Tetractinellida; Geodiidae
Source: the annotation of a GenBank genome assembly
CGUAUAAAUGUCACAUGACCCGUCACAUGGGGUUCGGCAGAUUUCUUUCAGUUUCUCGCCGUGUGAUAAUCGUAGAAGGAAGAGGAGGACGAUGGCAAGUCGUGUAGUAGUGUGCGGACUGUUGCUGGUGGCGGCGUGUGGAGCGGCGCGGGGCGCCAGUCUGGCGGAAUCUCAGGGAGUCAACGAGAAAUGUCGUCACAACCUCACCAAAUUCGACCCUUACCUCUCGCAGUACAUUGGGAAAAGGUACGAGAUCCAGGGAGCUCACACGGACAAGACCUACAAAUACAAUAUUGGUAUAUGUGUCGACGUUGACCAUGACGGUAUUCCCGGCUGUGCGGUCAAACAGACAGACUCCACCAGCAACUCUUCUCACAGUUUCUGCAUCGGCAGAACCGCGGAGGCUCAGGUGGCGAGAAUGGCCGACGGGACGUGGAUAGAACUGACCUACAGCGGGGGAGAUGUCUACCACUCUCACUGUGACUCUGGCUCACGGACUGCCAGAAUCGUGUUUCUCUGUGACCCCAAUGUGAAGGGACAGGGUCACGUUGAUUUCCUCGAAGAGAACAACAAAGACGCGAUAUGUUACUACCUCUUCUCACUCGUGUCCGAAGAGAUUUGCGGCAUUGAGCCCGGACAACUCUCUGCCGGUGACAUCAUUCUGAUCAUUCUUGCCUGUCUCGUUGGGGUCUGGGCCCUAGCCAUGUUCUCUGGUUGUCUCUACAAGAGGUUCGUGGUGGGAGCUAAGGGAUGGGAGCAGAUUCCGUGUAUCUCGUUCUAUCGGGAGUUUGGUAACCUGAUGGCUGACGGGUGCGACUACGUUUGCCGCAGUCGACCGAGAACUGUGGUGGAAUAUAAGGAGCCAACAUUUGGUGCAGCUAGUGACUCUGAAGACGAGAAAGAUGACAAUUUACUGCCAAUGUAGUCUAGAUGCUUCUCUCUCAGAUCUCCUGUUUUACUUCUUUCACCAACGCCACGCACACACCUAAUAUAGCUCUGCGCACACAAUGGCUCCGUAUGUAUGUAUUAUUAUCUGCGAGAGAUACUGUUGUCUCAG